AUGGCGUCAACAGGUCCUCCUAGUCAAGCGAAUGCUUCAGAGAUUCCAGUUCCUGGAAUCAACGAGAGCGAUGAUGACCUGGAAGUGUUGACAGCAGAGUCGGAUCGUUGGCUUGUGAUACACGGUCGGUCGAAGCUUGUGCGUGUCGUUGGUGUUGAGAGAAAAGGUGUUGUGGUGCCAGUCGAGGAUACAUUGCCAGUAUGCGUGGAUGAUCUUGAGGACGAGUGUGUCUUGAUUGGUUUUGACCGAUUGGGAAACAAAGUCUUCAAGGAGUACAACUGGAGGAAACCAGAGACUCAUGACCUGAUUGUGCGAGGUGGGUUCUGGACAGGACGAGUUGAGUUUUGCUUGAAGGAUGGAUGGAAGGACAAAGUGGUUAAGGAACAGGAGUGCUACGAGGUGAACAUCAAGAAAGGCAGGAAGGAGCUAAAUGAUCACGAGGUACCACCUGAACGACGCAAUGGUCUUGCAAAGGCGAAGGUCAAAGAAUGGGCAAAGUUGGUUGACAGUGGAGCCAUUAAAGUUCACACGGGCAAUGCUGCAAAACGCAUCAAGGACUUAAAGGCUCGCUGGUGUGUGCGUGGCUAUCUUGAUCCAGACCUGUUGCAGCUUGACACUGCAGUGCAUUCUUGCGUGGUGAUGCACUUGACCCACAACGAGGACGCAUCUUCAUUGACAUGCCGCCUGGAGGAGUUCCUGGAGUACAAGAAGGCGUGGUGGCAGUGCUUUUCCAAGAAGUUGUGUUCACUGGGCAUGCGUGUGUCGAAGUUUGAUCCUUGUGUCUUCUACUACUACUCAAACAAGCAGAUUGCAGGAGUCAUCGCUCUACAUGUAGAUGAUCUAUGUACGGGAGGCAACGAGGACUUCCAGAAGAACGUCUUACAACCACUAAGGUCCAUGUUUCCUUUCAAGCACUGGAAGGUCGGUGCUGGCGAGUUUCUUGGAAAGCAGCUUGAGCAGAAGCCGGAUGGUAGCAUUGUCAUAAGCCAGGGUGAGUAUGCUCGUCAGGUCAAAGGCAUUGACAUGUGCAGAGAACGAAGAAGAGAGAAGAGCGAACCGGUGACAGAAGACGAGAGACGGCAGUUGCGUGGUGUGCUGGGGGGAAUCAACUGGCUUGUUACCAGUAGUCGUCCGGACCUUGCUGCUUGGUGCUCGUUGAUGCAACAGCGAGUUAGCGAGGCGACUGUCAAUGAUCUUAUUGAGACUAACAAGCUGGUGAGUUUGUGUCAUGACAAUAGUCAAGCACAUGUGUGGAUCCGCAGCAUUCCUUUGCAAGAUGUGCAGUUCGCAAUGCUGUCUGAUGCUUCCUGGGCUAAUGCACAAGGUUGUUGCAGUCAAGCUGGCUACCUGAUCGCUGCGUGUGACAAGCAGCUACCACAAGGUUCUUGGGGAGUCUUUUCAGUGUUGCGCUGGAGAAGUUACAAACAAGAUAGGCAGACGCACUCAACGUUGGGUGCAGAACUGCUGGCGCUAUCACGUGGACUCUCUGAAGCUCGAUGGAUGCGCUCAAUGUGGUGUGAAGCAGUAAAUCAUGGCUAUGAACUCAGACAAGAUCGGACAUGGAGCUGCCGAGUUCCGAUCACAGCAGUGAUCGACUGCAAGCCUGUGUUUGAUCACGUUGAGGGGCCAAUGAUCUCCGUGAAGGACAAGCGUGUGGCCAUCGAAAUGAUGCUGGUGAAGGAGGACAUUGCGGCUUACAACAUAUCCCUGCGAUGGAUGGCGACGAAACAGAUGAUAGUUGACGUACUCACUAAACGUGGCGCGCCAAUGGUUCUCUUCCGUAAGGUUCUUCAAAGGGGUGAGUUCGUGCUGACUGAAGAUGAAGAAAUAGCAGAAGCUUUCGCUGUCGGCAUUGUCUUUAUCAAGGUCCCCUUAGCUACCUCAGACUCUCAUGAGUGCGGCCAUGGAAAAGUGAAGGUCCUACGCGACUGGAUGCUUAUUUGGCUAUGGAUGGGCGUCCUGUCAGUCAUUGGCAGAGCAAUGCUGGUAGCAUAUUUCAAUCGGGGCACGGCCUUGGGGUUUGAAGAUCUCAAAGCCGUUGGACUGCUUGCAGCCCCAGUAUUUUAUAUAAAGCGUUCCAUUGCCGACAUGCUGGCUUUGGAGAAUAUGGCAAUGAAGCGUGAAUGCAAGAUCUGCUUGGAGGGCAUCUCUGAUAAGGGCUUUGUUCAGGUUGGAGAUGAUAAGGGCCUAGCCCCAAUGAAGGAGUCUGCCUUUGUCGCUCUGGCCCGUCAUCGCAAGGAGAUUCAAGUUGAGAGCCAGUAUGCGGCUGGUGAUAGCGAGCAUGCGCUCAACACCGGCGACAUGCGGUGGAUUGGCUUUAUUGCGCGUGGGGUGCGAGGCCGCCAGAACAGACUCUUGCCAAUGCUUCUUGGGCCAGCACUUGUGGGUUCCCUGCUGGCGCUUGCCACCAUUAACCUUGCGGUGAUAUUCGUCAACAUGACGUCCAGUCCACGUUUGGCAGGCCUUCUCACACAUGCACCAGUUUGGCCAACCUUCAAUCCGAACACAAAGGAGUACAUGACUGUGGCGCAUGCUUCUGAAAGCAUAUAUGGAGUCACAGCAGUGGUGAACCCACUUGAGACGACUGGUGUCAGCGUGCAAGCGGUUGGUAAGCCGUUGUUGAAUAGCACUUCCGCUGUCAUUGUAGAAAGCCUGAGCCUUGCUGAGCCAGUUUAUCCACAGGAAGUAAGCAUCGAAGUGGAGGACACAGUUGCCACAGCUUCUUACAGGCUUCAAGUAUUCAGGUGGGCUGUGUUCCCCGAGUCAAUAAUCAUCUCUGGAGACGUCCGGGGCAGGCAAUUCUCUCAGUGCAUUCCCUGGGGAUAUCUGUACCAUAACAACACGGUUCACUUGCCCAAGGGCCUGGCCACCAUGCAUGUCAGACUUAUCUACAGCCACUAUGAGAUGAGCUUUCCGAAGAGGAGAUCCCACAACGCGUUUUCAACUCGUUUUGAUGCGACGCUUCCUCGCGAGGAGUGUGGCAAGUAUGGCAUAAGUCUGUGGGAGCAAGCAACAAUGUGGCAGUACACGGGGCAUGGCUGCAUGUACGGUCUGCAGCCGCGCUGGUCAAACUGUGGGCAGACACACCGCAGUAGAACUGAAAGAUAUUUGCAAUAUUACGAUGCCAACAUCUCAGGGAGCUUGUGUAUUGUUACCGGUGCCCGAAGUGACUGCCACACGAUGCUCAAGUCAUCUGCGAGCCUGGUGAUCAGUACUCCUGAUAUCCUACCUGAAAGUGCGAAAGACACUCACUUCUGGUUCGAUGUGCCUUUGACUCUGCAGUCUGGGAUUGUGGACGUGCUGGGCGCUCACAGCUUGUAUCAGCCAGCGGAUGGCUUUACCUUCACCCUACGUAAAAGGACUCUGGCAAGCAUUUUCCGCGUUGUCCUAGCGUUCGCUCACGGUAUUGAGGUGCACAGAGAGGGUUGGAAUCUGACUGUCGCAGACUCUGCGGCGUUGGCAAAUGCGACCCUCAUGAACGUGACCAUUUUGUCUGAGGAUGUGGAUUGCUAUAUGAAAAGUCUUUCUUUGAAGAAUGGCACGCGGCUGAACCGCACCUUGACGAGUACCAGAGUGUGUGAACAGGAUCCCAUGGCGGAUGAAUGCCAAGAUGGCUGGAAACCUAGUUCCAGUUUUACUUUGCCAUUGGUAUUCCUCAAAGAGCAUAGCCUGGCAUUGUCUCAAUCUCAUUCUUCUGGUCACUCUGAUGUUCAGCUUUUUGGACAAGCGGCCUGUAGAUCCAUGGAAGACCUUGAUGAGCCUUUUGCCAGUGUUGCCCCAGUGGCCGUGUCACUGCAGAUCAGACAGCACCGAGCCAUGGAAUUUGUGACUGUCCUAGUUUCAGGGCAAGAUGUGCAGGCACAAUCAAGUGCUGAGUCUUGCUGGAGGAAGUUCAAUGUCUGCGUCAUUGAUGUCCGUGCAACCUGGGCGUUACAGCAACAAGCAUCCAAGGUGUAUGUCACCUUCGUCCCCCGGAAGGACUGCAGCGUUUCUUGGGGACGACAUAAGACGAUCGAAGAGGAUUCCGAUGGCUUUGGGGAGGAGGGUCCUCUCCACACUGAAAAUGCAUCGGCCAAGGACUUGUGUGAAAUUCCGUCCCUAAACGUCACCAGGGAAUGCGGCGGCAGCUUGAAAUCAAGCACUAUCCAGGCCUUCGUGGACAGCUCGAUGAAGCCGCAUCGUCUGCUUGUGAAGUUCGAGGCGGACGUCUCCUGCCGCGAUAGCUUCUUCACGCAUCGACGCGUGUUCUUGGAGUUGCAACUCAGCGACUGGUCAAACGCCCGCUUGUGA
Molecule: messenger RNA, 4290 nt
Organism: Symbiodinium sp. CCMP2456
Lineage: Eukaryota; Dinophyceae; Suessiales; Symbiodiniaceae
Source: the annotation of a GenBank genome assembly